AUGGCCGGGGUGCCCUGCACAAUGCGGGCCCGGCGGGGCCGCCAUAAGCAACGAUACGGGCCCAGCAAGGAGAGACUGGUGGCUGGAUGCAUCCCGAUGCGGUACAAUGGGGACGGAUGCAGGGUCGAGGAGGUAGAGGUGCUGCUGGUGACCAGGAGAUGUGGCAGCGGCUGGGUCUUCCCGAAGGGUGGCUGGGAGCGCGACGAGCAGACGCCCGAACAAGCUGCUUUGAGGGAGACUGUUGAGGAGGCUGGGGUAAUGGGAGAGAUAGAGGGGCCAGGUUUGGGCGAAUUCCCCUUUUUGAGUCGGAAACGGGGAGUGGUCGAUCCAACCAAUGGACAGUGCCUGGCAUACAUGUAUGUCUUGAGGGUUGAGGAGCAGCUUGACGAAUGGCCUGAGGCGCAUGAGAGGCAACGAUGUUGGUUUUCAUUGCGCGAGGUAUGCGACAGGUGCGUCCAGACGUGGAUGCGCAAAGCAUUGUGUGUCUGGGUCAAGCGCAGAGGGUGGGAUGACAUCUCCCUUCUCUUGGAGCUGCCCCCACCUCUUGAACCAAGGCAGUCCAGUGGCCUACUUAACAACGAAAAUGGGGCUGUAUGA
Messenger RNA from Ostreobium quekettii, 597 nucleotides. The record is from the annotation of a GenBank genome assembly. Lineage: Eukaryota; Viridiplantae; Chlorophyta; Ulvophyceae; Bryopsidales; Ostreobiaceae.